AAUAUUGAUUUAUAAAAAUUAAAUCAGUUUAAGAAAUGGGUGUCUUCGUCUCAAUUUGGGACAAACUGUUCGGAGAAGAGGAUAAAAACUUCAAAAUAUUAAUCCUAGGGUUAGACCAGGCAGGUAAAACCACUAUUUUAGAGAAAAUUCAGGGUAAAAUGGAUGGGGAACCAGUCCCUACUAUCGGUUAUAACCACCAAAAAGUCAGAAUGAGAAAUGUAAGUCUUGACGCAUGGGACCUUUCCGGCCAAGAGAGAAUGCGAAAGAUCUGGAAGCACUAUUUCGUUGACACUGGUGGAAUUAUAUUCGUAAUUGACUGAACCGAUUUUGAUAGGAUCGAAAUAGCCAAGGAUGAACUGAAUUACCUCUUAGCAGAGCCGGAGCUGAUGAAUAUUCCCAUUCUAAUUCUAGCAAACAAGCAGGAUAUUCCUGAAGCAAUGGGGGUCUCUCAGCUGAGGAAAAAUCUAGGUGUCGUAGAAGAAGAGCAUAAGAGACGUAUUAAAAUCCAAGAGUCCUCAGCCAUCCAAGAUGAAGGACUUGAUGCAGGCUUUGAAUGGUUGGUAAAAAUCUUAACCAACGAAGAAGAUGAUGAAUAAUAUUAUUAGCUAAUAGCUAAUUGCUUAUAAUGAAGGAAUUGCUACAGCAAUUCGUACAAAAAGUGUCUAAUUUUAGACUAAAACUUUGUUCACUUAAAAUAUC
This is a messenger RNA of Moneuplotes crassus, 699 nucleotides long. The record is from the annotation of a GenBank genome assembly. NCBI's taxonomy places the organism in Eukaryota, Ciliophora, Spirotrichea, Euplotida, Euplotidae.